AUGAUUGAUAGAUUGAACAACGCGGUGGUUGCGUCAUUCGUCCCACUCGAAGUUCUGUGCCCUUAUAAAUCAACCAGAGCAUCGGCGAUAACGACUUUGUUAAUGUCGUUGAUUGAGAGUCUGUCUGACCUCGAUGAUGAGCGACAUUAUCUCGUUGAUCACAGGUAUAUGUGGAUUGGUUUGAGCUUCAGUGAUCGACCACCGAUGGAGAUGGCGCCGCUGUUCCCCGGAUGUGAUUACAAGCAUAUAAUCGUGCUGGAUAAGCCCGACGGUGAAGGCACUACUAAUCAACAAAUGAUCGACUGCUAUGCUAAAACUGAAUCUAAAUUUCUAGGAAGAUGCAAGCUCUUCCUUUAA
Lactuca saligna is the source of this 357-nucleotide messenger RNA. NCBI's taxonomy places the organism in Eukaryota, Viridiplantae, Streptophyta, Magnoliopsida, Asterales, Asteraceae. The record is from the annotation of a GenBank genome assembly.